AUGAGUGGCAGUAGAAACGUCGAUGAGAUUCGCGAAAUCGUAUCGGCAUCGCUGAACGCGAACGAGCCGGGGGGGCCGGAGGCCGAGGAUAAACGGGACGCGGCGGUUGACCGAGCGGAGGAGAAGGCUUCGGUCGAUCCUGAAGACGAUAGCAAAACGAGAGAAGCGACGGAUUACGACGACGAGGCCGACGAAGAUGAGGACGAAAACGAUCGGCAGGUGCGUCAAAAAAGUCGCGCCGAUCGUUCCGAUAUCUCGAACGACGAUGAACUCGAUCCCAAAAACUCGAAGGAAGUCGCGAAGCGCGAAGCCCGCGACGAGAACGAAUACGACGAAGACGACGACGAUUACGAGGCCAAUCCGGAAAGCGUCGAUUCCCCGAGCGAGGACGAUCCCAAGGCGAAGAUCGUCGAGCGCUCGGCGCCCGAAGAGACCAACUCUGAGAGCGACAAAUCUCAGGGUUCGAAGGACCCGAGCUCCCUCGAUAGCGACGACUCCGACCUCGACUUUGAGAAAGCGAUCGAGAACCAGAUCCAGCAGAGAAUAGACGCGAUAAAGGAGGACAUCAAGAGGCAGAUCGAGAAGAAACAGCUGGCCCGGGAGAUCGAGGCGAACAACGAGAAAUUCGACCAGCUGGAGUUCUCCGACGAGGAAGCCGAGCCCGCGGUGAAGCUUUUCGAUUCGCCAAAAAGAUCGUUGGACAGUGUUCCCGCUGGGAACGGCGACUCCGACGAGUCCAAGCGACCGAAGAGACGAUCCGAUCUCAGCGAGGCGGCGAGCAGCCAGGAGUCGAAGAACCUCGCCUUGCCAGUGAAGAAGCGAAGCUCGGUGAGACGCGUGACUUUGGUCCAGAGGAAAGACGCGCGCAAGAGGAAAGACCGGAGCUCGAUCCUCGUGCCGGAACAAGGUCACGCGGAGCUCAAUGACGAUUUGCCGGCCGAUCUUACUCUCGAUCCAAAGCUCCGGUUGUCGAGGUCCAAGGACGAACUUCCCUCGGCUCGAUACAGACGAGACAUGUCCGAGGAACUCGAGGAAUCCGACGAGCCCGCCAAGCUUUUAUUCGCCCCUCACGAAAAGUCGGACUCGAAAGGUCGCCGGAGACGCAGCCGAAUUCACAGUCGCCCGAGAUCCCACGAUCGAGGAAGGUCCCAGAGGCGUCGACGGUACCUGAGGCGCCAUCGAGCCGCAAGGGAAUCCCCGAUGAAGGACGCGGAGGAAAGGGAUAAAAGGGAGAUGGACGAGGAUGCUGCACUCGUCGAGUACAAGGAAUCGUUCGGAGGUUUCCCAGGAGGCGAGCCGGGAGGUGCGUUGGGUCGAUUCAAGAGGAUCAGGCGUUCGAGCAACGUCACCUGAGCUCCGAACUCCCCCCAAUCGUCGAAGACUCGGGCCGAUGGAUAGAUAUUCUCGUCCUCUUCAAGUACAACGAGCUUGGAAUCUCCCCUUAAGUGUGAAGCCUCGACGAUCCAGCGUCGUUUUUCCCAUACUUUCUUUUCUACCACACGCAUUUUUACGCUUUAAGCUUAUGCUAGAAACCUUUUUUUUUAUAUUUCUUUGUCUCACAU
This is a messenger RNA of Venturia canescens, 1562 nucleotides long. RefSeq names its product protein starmaker-like. The coding region runs from base 1 to 1353 and encodes 450 amino acids. The record is from RefSeq and is a predicted model, not a curated record. The transcript is spliced from 2 exons. NCBI's taxonomy places the organism in Eukaryota, Metazoa, Arthropoda, Insecta, Hymenoptera, Ichneumonidae.